CAGAUCAUAAUAAGCAAAGCAGUAGAAGAAAAAACAGAGGAUUCACGAACCCAAAAAGAUCAAACAUGAUGGUCAAAGAUAUGUUUGCUCAGCUCGGAUCGAUAAUAGCCAGUGUGAUGUUCGUUUGGGCAAUAUUUAAGCAAUACUUUCCUCAUGAACUCAGAUCCUCCCUAGAGAAACACUUUCAAGGAAUGGUGAAUUUUGUGUAUCCUUUCAUUCAAAUCACAUUCAAUGAGUUUACCGGAGAGAGACUCAUGCGCAGCGGAGCUUACUCGGCCAUCGAGACUUAUCUGAGCUCGAAAUCCUCCAUGCAAGCGAAGCGCUUGAAAGCCGAUGUUGUGAUGAACAGUAGUCAACCUCUGGCUUUGAGUAUGGAUGAUAAUGAGGAGGUUGAAGAUGAAUUUGAAGGUGUGAAGCUUAAGUGGACUUCUGGGAAGAACAUUUCCAAAUCACAACCAUUUUCGUUUUAUCCAGUCAGCGAUGAGAAGAGGUAUUACAAGCUCACUUUCCAUAAAAAGCACAGGGAUGUGAUCAUAGGGCCAUACCUAAACCAUGUCCUGAAAGAGGGAAAAGCAAUCAGAGUAAGAAACAGGCAGCGAAAGCUUUACACCAACAAUGGAUCCCACUGGAGCCACGUAGUGUUCGAACACCCUGCGACGUUUCAGACACUGGCAAUGGAUGCAGAGAAGAAGAAAGAGAUAAUCGAUGACUUGAUCACAUUCAGCAAAGCAGAACAAUUCUAUGCAAAAGUUGGGAGGGCCUGGAAGCGCGGUUAUCUCCUACACGGCCCUCCAGGGACUGGCAAGUCCACGAUGAUCGCUGCCAUGGCAAAUCUGCUUGGUUAUGAUCUUUAUGAUUUGGAAUUAACGGCUGUGAAAGAUAAUACUGAGCUGAGGAAAUUAUUGAUUGAGACGUCGAGUAAAUCGAUUAUUGUGAUUGAGGACAUUGAUUGUUCGGGUGAUCUUACUGGGCAGAGGAAGAAGAAGAAGGAGAAGGAGGAGGAAGAUAAAGAGAAGGAUGCAUUGAAGAAACUAGCAGGGAAAGAAGAAACUGAGACUAAAACCAGCAAGGUAACUCUUUCCGGGCUUCUGAAUUUCAUUGACGGGCUUUGGUCGGCUUGUGGGGGAGAGAGACUGAUAGUUUUUACGACCAACUACAUGGAAAAACUCGAUCCUGCGCUGAUUCGGAGAGGGCGAAUGGACAAGCAUAUUGAAUUGUCCUACUGUGGAUUGGAGGCGUUUAAGGUUCUAGCAAGGAACUAUCUUGAUGUUGAAUCACACUAUUUGUUUCAAGAAAUUGAGGCUAUGUUGGAGGAGACAAAUAUGACUCCUGCAGAUGUUGCAGAAAAUUUAAUGCCCAAGACUGUUCCUGCUAAUGCUGAAACUUGCUUGAAGAGUCUGAUCAAAGCUCUUGAGAAAGUGAAAGAGGAUGCGAAAAACAAAGAAUUGGUAGUUGAAGAAGUGACAGAUGAUAAAGAGAAGGAAAAAUCAGAUGAAAAAGAAAGUGAAGUAAAAGAAACAACUAACUGAAGAAGCAAAUGAGAACAGUAGCAGCUUCCAAUCUAUACUAAACUUAACACUCUUUUUGUCUUGUGCUUUGUGUUGUAUCUUAUUUGAAAGGACAAGUUGAUAAUUUCACAACAUAUAAAAUAAAGUUACAGGAUUUUAUCUUGAUAGUA
Camellia sinensis is the source of this 1678-nucleotide messenger RNA. NCBI's taxonomy places the organism in Eukaryota, Viridiplantae, Streptophyta, Magnoliopsida, Ericales, Theaceae. The record is from RefSeq and is a predicted model, not a curated record.